AUGGAUGCUAGCCCUGCGGCAGUCUCGUCGAAAGCAAGGGCCUCGACCUCGAAGUGGAUCGAUGAAUUCGCCUGCGCAGCUCUCUGUCAGUUGAUUCUGGAUGACAGGCGGAUCGGAAGCACCUCCGAUGUGGGUGCACCGUUACGACGGCGAAGAGCACUCCCACCCUUUUUAUACGUGGAGGCCAUCAGCCCCUUCCUGCGCUUCGAUGGCCUCUUGCCCAACAUGCUGUAUGCCUUUGGCGGGCGCAAUCAGGAGGACGGCCCUUUGAACACAGUCGAGAUCUUCAACACCUGGCAUGGCUGCUGGGUUCGUGGACCGCCAAUGCCCAAACGUCGUGCCGGUAGUGCAGCUGCCCUUCUUGAUGAUGGGCGCAUGAUGAUCAUCGGUGGGUACAAUGAACGUGGCAUCGCAGAGGGUCUUCUGGCCAGUUGCGACAUCUUCGACCCGCUGGCUGGCACCUGGAUAGAGGACGGAGCUGCGCCACUUGCUCGAGCGCGAUGGGGCCAUGGUUGUGCAUCGCUGCAGGGCAAGGUCUAUGUUGUCGGCGGAUGUUCGCUCCAGCUUGACGCACCCCUGCAGGAGUCCUUCAUGGAGACGCUGCGGCAGUGUGAGAUCUACCUUCCCAAGGAGAAUCG
Messenger RNA from Symbiodinium necroappetens, 638 nucleotides. The record is from the annotation of a GenBank genome assembly. NCBI's taxonomy places the organism in Eukaryota, Dinophyceae, Suessiales, Symbiodiniaceae.